AUGAAAUACUUGAUUCAUUUGACGACCAUUCUAUCAAGUAUAGGUGGUCUAUUGUAUGGCUAUGACAUUGGUGUCAUUAGUGGUAUAUUUCAGACAGAGACAUUCAUUCCUUAUUUCCAUAUGGAGCAAGACAAGAGUCAAAUUGAAGGCAACAUUGUAGCCCUCUUACAAGCAGGUGCUUGUGGAGGUGCACUUACGGCAAAUCUUAGUGCAGAUAAAUUGGGUCGACGUAAAUCAGUCAUGUUGAGUUGUUUAUUGUUCAUGUUUGGUAGCUUGAUCCAGACAGGUGCUAAGAAUCUAUCCAUGAUAUUGUUUGGUCGAUUUGCAGGUGGAUGGGGAAUGGGUGCUUGUUCCAUGCUUGUUCCCAUGUAUAUUGCAGAACUUGUGCCUUCUCAUUAUCGUGGUAGAAUGGGUGCAUUAUGGUCACUGAAUAUUGCUGUAGGCAUGACCAUUGCGUUUUGGACAAAUUAUGGUUGUCUUGUCAAUCUGAAAGGUGAUAUUCAAUGGAGACUUCCAUUAGGUCUUCAGGCUGUUCCUGGUCUCAUAUUAUUUCUGGGUAUGUUUGCAUUACCUGAAAGUAUUCGUUGGUUAGCUCUCCAAGAUCGUUUGGAUGAAGCAAAGACAGUAUUAUGCAGACUGCGACACCUUCCAGAUAAUCAUACAGACAUUCUAAACGAAUUCGAACAGAUUACAACAGCCAUUCAAACAGAAAAACAACACGACGGCACAAAAUGGCAAGAAAUGAGAGAACCUUAUAAUGUUCGUCGCAUCCUUUUGGGUUGUUUCUUACAGUCAGCUCAACAAUGGACAGGCACGAAUGCUAUUAACUAUUAUGGUCCAUUGAUCUUUCAAACAGUAGGACUCAAGGGCAACACAAGUAGUUUAAUGACGGGUGUUGUCAAAAUCUUUUUCUGCCUUGUUUCGUUUUUGUUUCUUGAUAAAAAAGGAGUUGGAAGACGACCUGUGCUGCUUUCUGGUUCAGCAGCCAAUGUUGUUAUUUUGUUGUAUACUUUGUUAGGAAUAGAAGUCAAUCCUGCUUAUGGCUAUGUGGGUCUAACGAUGAUUUAUCUCUUUGCUGUUUCUUUUGAGUUUACGUGGGGGCCAAUGACUUGGAUUGUUUGUUCAGAAAUCUUUCCUAAUCGUAUUCGAGCUGUCUGUAUUUCUUUAACUACUUCCAUGAAUUGGGCCAUGAAUGCAAUUAUUGGUAAAGUAACACCACUGAUGAUGGCUUCUAUUGCCUAUGGUACAUUCUUCUUUUAUGCAGCGUGUGCUUUUGUGAUGGGCCUUAUUGUCUAUGUCUUUUUGCCAGAAACACAGGGCAAAUCUCUUGAACAAAUGGACCAAGUAAAGAGGACAGAAUGA
This is a messenger RNA of Gilbertella persicaria, 1362 nucleotides long. Its product is annotated as general substrate transporter. Lineage: Eukaryota; Fungi; Mucoromycota; Mucoromycetes; Mucorales; Choanephoraceae. Gene Ontology annotation, molecular function: carbohydrate:proton symporter activity. The transcript is spliced from 10 exons. Gene Ontology annotation, cellular component: membrane. Gene Ontology annotation, biological process: carbohydrate transport; transmembrane transport. Bases 1 to 1362 code for a protein of 453 amino acids. The record is from RefSeq and is a predicted model, not a curated record.